This is a messenger RNA of Ceratitis capitata (Mediterranean fruit fly), 1258 nucleotides long. RefSeq names its product loricrin-like. The record is from RefSeq and is a predicted model, not a curated record. The coding region runs from base 87 to 1070 and encodes 327 amino acids. Lineage: Eukaryota; Metazoa; Arthropoda; Insecta; Diptera; Tephritidae. The transcript is spliced from 2 exons.
GCAUCAGUUCCAACGGUUUCUUCGUAUAGCCAAGAAGUCACGUCCUUUCCAAUAGACCACACACUCAUUUUAAUCAUCGGAGUAAAAUGAAACUCUUCAUCGCCGCCACUCUUGCCUUGGUCGCCUUCGCCUCGGCCGAUGUUAGCCAUUUGUCAAGGACUUACUUGCCUCCUAGCAGCGCUCCCGCUCCAGCACCAGAAUACUUGCCUCCAUCGUACUCAUCAGGCGGUAGCGGUGGCGGUUCAUACUCUUCCGGCGGUGCUGGAGGUUCAUACUCAUCAGGUGGAUCUCUAGGCGGUUCAUACUCAUCAGGUGGAUCUCUAGGCGGUUCAUACUCUUCCGGUGGUGCUGGUGGCUCAUACUCAUCAGGUGGAUCUCUAGGCGGUUCUUACUCUUCCGGUGGUGCUGGUGGCUCAUACUCUUCAGGUGGUGCCGCUCCAUCAAACGAAUACUUGCCACCUGUACAGAGCUACUCACCACCCGCUCCAGUAUACUCUGCCCCCGCUCCAGCUCCAGUCUACUCUGCCCCAGCUCCUGCUCCAGUGUACUCUGCCCCAGCUCCAGCUCCAGUAUACUCUGCGCCAGCUCCAGCUCCAGUUUACUCUGCCCCAGCUCCAGCUCCAGUUUACUCGGCUCCAUCAUACUCUUCAGGUGGUAGCAGUGGUGGUUCUUACUCCAGCGGCGGUUCAUCUGGUUUCUCCGGUCCAUCCAACACCUACUUGGCUCCAGCUGCUCCAAGCUACUCAACAGGCGGUUCUUACUCAAGCGGUGGUGCUGGCGGCUCAUACUCUAGCGGCGGUGCUGGCGGUUCAUACUCUAGCGGCGGUGCUGGUGGCUCUUACUCCAGCGGCGGUGCUGGUGGUUCUUACUCUAGCGGCGGUGCUGGUGGCUCUUACUCCAGCGGUGGCUUUGCAGGUAUCUCUGGCCCAUCAAACGCCUACUUGGCUCCAGCGGCGCCUAGCUACUCGUCAGGUGGUUCCUCCUACUCGUCAGGCGGUUCAUCUUACUCUGGUGGUGAUGUUGGUACUCAAUACGCUUCCAACGGUGGUUACGUCUACAGAAAGAAGUAAAUCGCUUGGAACUAUAAUUAGUCGAAAUGUGUUUGUACUUAGGAUACCUUAGCAAUAUUUUUUUUACAUGCCGUUAAAUUGCUUUCGGUUAUCACAUCUACAAGUCAGAAAAGAACCAUCUCAUUACUCUCAGACAUUAUGUUGUAAAUAGUAAUUCUUCUUUUAAUUAAAUUCAUUUUUAUUUUAUA